Messenger RNA from Aspergillus welwitschiae, 1813 nucleotides. Its product is annotated as fungal specific transcription factor domain-containing protein. Gene Ontology annotation, molecular function: transcription cis-regulatory region binding; DNA-binding transcription factor activity. The transcript has a single exon. Bases 52 to 1704 code for a protein of 550 amino acids. The record is from RefSeq and is a predicted model, not a curated record. Lineage: Eukaryota; Fungi; Ascomycota; Eurotiomycetes; Eurotiales; Aspergillaceae. Gene Ontology annotation, biological process: positive regulation of transcription by RNA polymerase II. Gene Ontology annotation, cellular component: nucleus.
ACUUCAGAUGAGCAACGUGAAGAAACCUGUUAUAACGAUUUUUCACCACGUAUGAGUGCUUGCCAGCCGCCAUCAUUAUCUCAGCAGCUGCUGGCGCGUUCCGUGGGACGUACACCUCGACUUCGAUACCUAAUUAGUUAUUAUGCCGAAGUCAUUGCUCCGAUGAUUGUGGCAUUUGAUAGUCCAACCAAUCCUUUUCGAACAUAUAUCCUUCGACUGGCGCAGGAGAGCACAUCUCUUCAAGAAGCCAUCGCGACAUUGGCAAGCUGCAAUCUGCGACAGCGACGCGAACGAGGCACGAGGUCGACGGAGCGAACUUUGCCGGGGCGCCUGUCGUCCAUGGCCCAUCAAGCCUUGACCGACGGAGCAUUACAGGACCGGACCGGUAUCUUUAUGCCUGAAGAUUAUGCCCAGGAAGAGCAGUAUCAUCGAGGCAUGGCGGUCUCCGCCUUGAAUCGGGAAUUGGCCGACUCACAUCAGAGGCUUUCAGACUCCGUCCUGGCGACCUUACUCAUCCUCUGUCUAUUCCACGGAUGUGAUACUGGGGUCGCUCAAUUCAAGACGCAGUUUGCGGGGGUGACAAAAUUGUUGGCUAUCCGACUGUGCAACUCACCUUGCAUGUCGGAUGAACUGAAGUGGUUUGUUCGCAUGUUCACAUGGAUUGACACGAUGACCGCCACGACCAAUGACCGCGAGGUACAGCUUCGCGGUGCUUGCUUGGAUAUCACCGCCGCCUCAGACGGCGAAUGGGGACUGGAAAAUCUGGCGGGAUGUGAUGCCGGACUUUUCAGAAUUGUAGCGCAGCUAGGUCGUUUGAACCUUCUGAGUCAAAAUCAAGAAGUCCGCACAUCUACGCCACCAGACAUCCAUAUGCCAUCCACUACUCUCCCGCCCUCGAUGGCGUUCUUCCCAUCGAACAUUCCAGCCACCUCGUCCGGUCCUUUUGCAUUUACCUUGCCGCCGCUGCCGCCUCCUGGUGAUCGCGACAGAGGACAGCUGCCGCCGGCGUUCUGGGCUGAAUGGUAUUCUCUCCGACAGAAGCUUGAGUCCUGGCGAUUUGUUCCCCACCAAUCGCAGUCACGGUCACCUCUCUUUACAUCCAGCCACGCCUACAUCUCGCCACCUUCAUCCCCGACAGACCAGCCGGUGGUCGCAGCUCACAAUCUCAAGGACGUCAUACACAUCUCUGAGUCAUUCCGUCAUGCGGCGAUCUUGUACAGCGAGCGACUCGCCUAUCCAGACCUACCGUCCGAUCACCCUCGUAUUCAAAACAUUGUGCAACACAUAAUGAGUCACAUUAUGACCGUUCAAUCUGACGCGUAUCUCCUGUGGCCACUAUUCAUCACCGGGUCGGAGUGCGUGCGUGCCGAUCAUCGCGCCAUUAUCCGCCAACGGUGCAAAGAUCUAUCCAGGGAUUCUGGGUUCUUCAACAACCUCUCAUGCUUGCAGCUCCUGGAGAAGAUCUGGGCAGAGAACCCUGCCGUGGACGUGAUCCCUGUUGUCUCAUCCCUUGAUUUCGGCUUGCAGGCAGCCGCCAGCGGGUGCGUGAGCGAGGUUACAUUUCUCCCGCCUGGAAGCUGGGCCUCGUCCCAGCAUGAGGCUUUCAUGUCUCCGACACUGCCCUCUGUCUCUCGGAAGCAGGGAUUCCGCUGGCACGAGGCGAUGCAAACCAAACGCGCGGAGGACGAAUAUAUGACUGUAUGACGUGACCUGACGGAUACGUGCAUCAAAACGACGAGUCCAGCAUGAAUUGCGAGGACCAAUUAUAAUAUAGAGGUAUCAUAUUAGCGAAAUAUAAUGAACAUAAUGCAAC